AUGUACAACGGCGUGGAAGCUGCCGCCGUCAAGGGUACCGGGCUGAGCGGCUAUGUUCAGCGCAGCCGCGUGAACGUGUUGGCGACGGGCCGCGUGCCUGCCGAGGAGGGCACGGCGGCGAUGGAGGGCGGUGCGUCGAUCAACCCCCUCGAACAGCGCCGCGCACAGGGCGAGAACCGCGAGAUGGCGGCACGGCUUGAGUCUCAUCGCGCUUUGCGUGAUGUGCGACUGCGCGUCAUGCUCUACCGUGAGGAGCGCGAGGCGGCCGGGGUGGACCCCGCCACAAUCGACCGCGAGUGCGGCGAGCUCUACGACUCCUUGCUCGUUGCCGCCAAGCGUCGGCUGAAGGCGCAGCAGAAGGCUGAGAACACGAAGACAGCCGCUACGUUCGCCGCCGCGUUCGGCGUGAAGUCCACGUCAGCGGUGACCACCUCAGGCGGUAGUGCAGGCCGCGGCAGCGCAUUCGACCGCUCCGUGCAGGAGGUGGAGAAGCACAGGGCCGAGGAGGAGCGCCGCCGUCACCAGGAGGCGCAGCUCGUUGAGCACCUGAAGCGUAUGCGCCGCGAGGGCAGCGAUGCAGCGGCGCAGUAG
This is a messenger RNA of Leishmania mexicana MHOM/GT/2001/U1103, 591 nucleotides long. RefSeq lists its product as hypothetical. Lineage: Eukaryota; Euglenozoa; Kinetoplastea; Trypanosomatida; Trypanosomatidae. The coding region runs from base 1 to 591 and encodes 196 amino acids. The record is from RefSeq and is a predicted model, not a curated record. The transcript has a single exon.